Molecule: messenger RNA, 1171 nt
Organism: Thlaspi arvense
Lineage: Eukaryota; Viridiplantae; Streptophyta; Magnoliopsida; Brassicales; Brassicaceae
Source: the annotation of a GenBank genome assembly
GAAUAUUUUCAGAUAUACAAUUAUUUUGUAAAGUAAAAGAUAGUUAUACCCUAAAUCAAAAAACACUCUUUUUCAUCGUCUUCCUCGUCGACUACAGCAGCAAAAAGCCCUAAAUCUUAUCUAACGAAAACCCAGGGGACGAAGAACCUCUUCUCGAGUCGAUCCUUGACUCGAUCCUUUUCAGCUGUUGCUAAAAAUCAAUGGCGAGGCUCGUCGGAUCUGUUCAAGUUCGAUGACAGAAGCUCUAGUUUGUUCAAUUGCUUCUUAAACGAUUACGAAGAAGUUUAUAGAAUCAUAUCAGUGAGAGAAUUUUGGCUUGAGAUUGAGGUGAUAAAAGAUUCAGGAAUAUCCUUUUACUCAAGCCACAAUAAUCACCGGUGUUUGAUUGAAAAGUUUUUUUUGGUUGUUGUUUCUCUGUUGUUGCAAUCAAAGCAACUUUCAAAUACACAUAAUUCGAUUGAUUUGAAGUCUGCUACAGCGGCUUUCACCAAUCAAGUUACUUUCAUAAGAUGUGAAAUGUUAUCAGUAAGUUUGAAUCUUGGAAAACAUCUUACAUGUUCUGUUUUGUGGUUUAGAUAUUCUCUAGAACCUAGGAUUUGAGUAACACAGUUCAUCAUUGUGUUUUGUGGUUUGUAUAAUACAAACCUUUCUUGUGAGAUCUCUUACUCCUCCAAAUCUAUGUGUUGAACUAAAGCGCUAGUGAGUACAUAUUUUUACUAAGGAGUUAUUGGAACUAAAGUGGUAGUGGAUGAUGUUAUGACUUGUAUUUAAUUUGAUGUUGCAGUAUCUUCCAAGUACGUCUGAAGGAAGAUUUUAAAUAGUUAUAUUUAUUAGGAUUUGGACCUAAGAUUUUGUAAACUAGCAUAUGAGUGUAAAGAGAUUGCUUUACAUGGUACCAUUGUUGCAAUUCUGGAGUCAAAAGUUGAAAAUCAAAGAAGAUUCUAAAGAAGACGAGGGAAACUGAAUCAGUCUUACAUCAUUGUUUGUGAAGUUCAUAGGUCUCUUAUGUACAGUAAUUAUUCCAAAUUGGGCAUUGUAUUUGAAUUUUUAUGAACCUUCUUCAUUGUUCACACAUUUUAUACAGUUUUUAAAAAAUUUACGAUUUUUUAAAAAGUUUUAUAAUGUUUUAUAAACUCUUAUAAAAUGAAUUUUAUAAAUUCGUAUUAGUGCA